UCAUCAUCAGCAGAUCACCGCAUUGUUGAAGUUGACGGGGACUUUCUUCCUUACCCAGCCACGAAACUUGUCAUCACUCAAUAUCUCGAGGCUUCUUCUGAUCCCCCAUUUUGGGCGUUGAUCGUAGUUGGUGCCUUUUUUGACCAGCUCGGCAAUACGAUCUGGAGCACUGAGCUCUUUGUCGCGCAUCUUGACAUUCAGCUUGAGUCCGACGACUCUAGCGAGGGAGAGAGCGAGUGGGAGUCGUCAUCGGGUGAGUCUACUGAAUUACCUGGGAUAUUGUACUUCUAUCCCUGUUCUUUCACUCGAGGACCUGAGGAUGGAAUGUAUCUUAUCCUUCGUAACCUGAGUACUGACUUCUACACAGAGGAUUCUACGUCCGAAUUCGAGGCACCGACCGCCGCCAUCGCGGAACCAGCUCGAUACUCAGCUCCAAGGACUGACAGCCAGUCCGGACCUUCAGCUGCCCCCUUCCAUCCACCCCAGAUUUGGGCCUCUCCUCCAAACCCCCAUAAUCUCGCUUUGGCUGGCAGCUUGGGGUACUGGAAUCCCACCUCUUACGGCCCAGCCCCUGGUCACUGGCUGGCAUCUUUUGAUCACACCCUAGCUGAUACCAUGUCUGGCGGCUGGAAUCCCGUGACUGGCCGUGACGCAAUGGGCUCCGGCCAGCGACCUCCUCUGGCCCCCUACGGUGCGCCAGUAGCCGUCAAUGGCGAGGCGUACAUCCCGCAUAUGGGCGCUGGCCCCGGGCAGGCGGUGUUCAGCAACGUCUGGACCUACGGAGGCGUGGGCAGCCUCACUCCCGCCGUCCAGUAUGCGGGUGUUUGGCGGCCACCCCACGCCUACCCCAACAUCGAUCCGCACAUGCCAGCAGCGCAGAUGACCAACUCAACCGGGGGGGUCGGCUGCGAGCCGGGCUACAACUUCUUCUUCCCCGCCGAGACCACCAAGUGCCACAUCUUCUACUCGGAGACGCCCCCCUGGCAGCUGCCCGCCAACGCCUCCGUCAGCUUCAAGGCGGCGCACAUCCCCUGCAACACGCUGCUCAGCGAGCUGCUCAAGGGCUUCGGCUGCACCAACGAGACGCCCAAGAAGAACCGGUGCGUGGAGGUCGUCGCCGGCGGGAACGGCAAGUGGUACAAGGGCAUCUCGUUCAGCGGCGCCGACAAGGACAUGCUGAAGAAGACGAUCAAGGACGUCGGGUGGGACAAGACCCGCUCCGGCCGUGAUGGCGAGAAGCCGGUUGUCUGCCUCUGGUUCUGCAAGAAC
Molecule: messenger RNA, 1269 nt
Organism: Clonostachys byssicola
Lineage: Eukaryota; Fungi; Ascomycota; Sordariomycetes; Hypocreales; Bionectriaceae
Source: the annotation of a GenBank genome assembly